AUGGCCGCUCCUCAAGUCCACCACCUGUUCCAUGCUCCAAUUGCAGACCACUCGUUUUCCUCGGACAGACAGACCCUCGCUGUUGCCCGGGAUAACAAUGUGGAGCUGUACCAAGCAUCAGGCAGCAAGUUCACUCUGAGCGACGAGCUCAAGGGCCACGAUAAGACUGUCACUAGUGUUGACAUUGCUCCCAACAGUGGCCGUAUUGUUACUUGCUCCCAGGAUCGCAAUGCCUAUGUUUGGGAGAAGACCGCUACUGGCUGGAAGCCGACCCUCGUCCUGCUCCGAAUCAACCGUGCCGCCACCUUUGUCCGCUGGUCUCCCUCCGAGCAAAAGUUCGCCGUUGGUUCUGGAGCCCGCGUGAUCGCCGUCUGCUACUUCGAGGAGGAGAAUGACUGGUGGAUCUCCAAGCACCUGAAGAAGCCGAUCCGCAGUACCAUCACCACCCUUGCCUGGCACCCCAACUCCGUGCUUCUGGCUGCGGGCUCCACCGACUCCCACGCGCGCGUCUUCUCCAGCUUCAUCAAGGGUAUUGAUCAGCGCCCGGAGCCGAGCGCUUGGGGCGAGCGUCUCCCCUUCAACACUAUCUGUGGUGAAUACCUGAACGACACCGCUGGCUGGAUCCAGGGUGUCUCCUUCUCCCCGAGCGGUAAUGCUCUCGCUUUCUCCGGACACGACAGUAGCGUCACUGUCGUGUACCCUAGCGCACCGGAGCAGCCUCCCCGCGCGAUGCUUAACAUCUCUACCCGUCUGUUGCCUCUCAACAGUCUGAUCUGGAACGGCGAGAACGAGAUUAUCGCUGCUGGACACGACUGCGAGCCCUUCCGCUUCCGCGGUGACGAGAGUGGAUGGCAGUUGGCCGGCUCUCUGGAAAAGCAGAGUGGUGCCGGAGCUGCCGGCGCUCGCGAGGAGUCUGCGCUGAACAUGUUCCGGCAGAUGGAUCUCAAGGGUCAGACUACAGCGGAUACUAAGCUCAAGUCGACCCACCAGAACACAGUGAACACCAUCCGUGUCUUUGAGGAGGCUAACGGACAGGUGAGCUCUUUCAGCACUAGCGGUGUUGAUGGUCGUGUCGUUAUCUGGUCCACUUAA
Messenger RNA from Penicillium cataractarum, 1092 nucleotides. Its product is annotated as WD40 repeat domain-containing protein. The transcript has 4 exons. Bases 1 to 1092 code for a protein of 363 amino acids. Gene Ontology annotation, biological process: Arp2/3 complex-mediated actin nucleation. Lineage: Eukaryota; Fungi; Ascomycota; Eurotiomycetes; Eurotiales; Aspergillaceae. The record is from RefSeq and is a predicted model, not a curated record. Gene Ontology annotation, molecular function: actin filament binding. Gene Ontology annotation, cellular component: Arp2/3 protein complex; actin cytoskeleton.